AUGGGGCCUGAGUAUUCAGAAAUGGACUUACCCUUAACGGAAACGGGAGCCAGAGCAACGACAGCCGACACUGCAGGAACAGAAGAUGACAUAACAACUUCCAAGCCCAAGAAGAAAUUCAGGGCUGGGGAUUUCAAGUUUGGAUUCGGGAGACGCAUAAUUGAUCCGUCGACAUUGGGCCCCCGCAUCAUUAUGUUUAACAACUCACCGGCGAAUGCUGCAAAUAAAUAUGUGGAUAACCAUAUAUCAACCGCAAAGUACAAUGUCUUUACCUUUCUCCCGAAAUUCUUAUUCGAACAAUUCUCCAAAUACGCGAACUUGUUUUUCUUGUUUACCGCCGUCCUCCAGCAAAUUCCAAACAUCUCCCCGACUAAUCGAUAUACUACCAUUGCCCCUCUCAUUAUCGUGCUAUUAGUGUCAGCUAUAAAAGAGCUGAUUGAAGAUUUGAAGCGAAAAUCAUCAGACAAAGGCCUCAACUACUCGAGGGCGCAGGUUCUUAAGGGCUCGACUUUUGAGGCUACGAAAUGGGUCGACGUAGCAGUAGGCGAUAUCGUUAGAGUCGAAUCUGAGGAGCCUUUCCCUGCGGACCUGGUCCUGUUAGCAAGCUCCGAACCAGAAGGUCUCUGCUAUAUCGAAACCGCGAACUUAGAUGGCGAAACGAAUCUCAAAAUCAAACAAGCCAUUCCAGAAACGGCCGAUCUUGUCAGCCCCAGUCAACUCAGUAGGCUUGCGGGAAAGGUCAAAUCUGAACAACCAAAUUCCAGUCUCUAUACGUACGAGGCUACCGUGACGCUGCAGUCAGGCGGUGGAGAGAAGGAGUUCCCCCUUGCUCCCGACCAGCUCCUCCUCCGUGGUGCUACUUUGCGUAAUACUCAUUGGAUUCAUGGCAUGGUUGUUUUUACUGGUCACGAAACAAAGUUGAUGAGGAAUGCGACAGCAACACCCAUCAAACGAACCGCCGUCGAGCGCAUGGUAAACAUGCAAAUUCUCAUGCUUGUCGCCAUCCUGGUUAGUCUCAGCUUGAUCAGCUCAAUCGGAGACUUGGUCGUUCGCAUAAAAUCUGCCAGUCAACUCACCUACCUAUAUUACGGAAAUGUCAAUGCGGCUCAACAGUUCUUCUCCGAUAUAUUCACAUAUUGGGUCCUCUACUCUAACCUCGUCCCUAUAUCUCUCUUUGUUACCAUUGAAAUAGUCAAGUAUUGUCAUGCCUUCCUCAUAAAUUCCGAUCUAGAUAUUUACUAUGACACAACCGAUACACCCGCCACGUGCCGCACCUCUUCCUUGGUCGAAGAGCUAGGCCAAAUUGAAUAUAUAUUCUCGGACAAAACGGGCACACUGACAUGCAAUGUGAUGGAGUUUAAGCAAUGCUCUAUUGGCGGCAUUCAAUAUGCUGAAGUUGUUCCAGAAGACAGAAGAGCGAUGGAUGGUGAUGAUUCCGAUACUGGGAUGUAUGAUUUUAAACAGCUGAGCCAAAAUCUUAAGUCACAUCCCACCCGAACGGCAAUCCACCAUUUCCUUACCCUUCUCGCUACUUGCCACACUGUCAUUCCUGAGAGGAAGGAUGAAAAACCCGAUGAUAUUAAAUAUCAAGCCGCCUCGCCCGAUGAAGGGGCGCUAGUUGAAGGCGCAGUCAUGUUGGGUUAUAGGUUUACCAACAGACGGCCCAAGUCCGUUAUCAUCUCCGCCAACGGUGAAGAGCAAGAAUUCGAGCUGCUCGCCGUCUGCGAAUUCAACUCAACGAGAAAACGCAUGUCCACCAUUUUCAGGUGUCCAGACGGCAAAAUUAGGAUUUACUGCAAGGGAGCUGAUACUGUGAUCCUGGAACGUCUGCAUGAGGAUAAUCCUAUUGUCGACACCACUCUUCAACAUCUUGAGGAGUACGCUUCCGAAGGUCUCCGGACGCUGUGUCUGGCUAUGAGAGAGGUGCCUGAAGAAGAAUUCCAAAAAUGGUAUCAAAUAUUCGAUAAAGCCGCGACAACUGUUAGUGGAAACAGAGCGGAGGAACUUGACAAGGCCGCAGAGAUCAUCGAGAAGGAUUUUUAUCUUCUCGGUGCCACAGCCAUUGAAGACAGGCUUCAAGAUGGGGUUCCAGAUACAAUCCAGACCCUGCAAACUGCCGGCAUUAAAAUCUGGGUUUUGACUGGUGACAGACAAGAAACCGCAAUUAACAUCGGCAUGAGUUGCAAGUUGAUAUCAGAAGACAUGGCCUUGCUGAUUGUCAACGAAGAAUCUGCGCAGGGGACAAGAGAGAACCUCACCAAAAAGCUGCAGCAAGUUCAAAGUCAGGCUAGUUCCCCAGAUAGGGAGACAUUAGCCUUGAUUAUUGACGGCAAAUCUCUUACAUAUGCUCUGGAAAAGGAUAUGGAGAAGUUGUUUUUGGACUUGGCUGUUAUGUGCAAAGCUGUCAUUUGUUGCCGUGUAUCUCCGCUGCAGAAGGCACUUGUUGUCAAGCUUGUCAAACGCCAUCUGAAAGCUUUGCUCCUUGCCAUUGGCGACGGCGCAAACGAUGUUUCCAUGAUCCAGGCCGCCCAUGUGGGUGUCGGUAUUAGUGGAGUUGAAGGUCUCCAAGCUGCCCGAAGCGCCGAUGUAUCAAUUGCUCAGUUCCGCUUUCUUCGAAAAUUGCUUCUUGUUCAUGGCGCUUGGAGUUAUCAACGCAUUAGCAAAGUCAUUCUGUAUUCAUUCUACAAAAAUAUUGCAUUGUAUAUGACUCAAUUCUGGUACUCGUUUCAAAAUUCAUUUUCCGGCCAAGUUAUUUACGAAUCAUGGACUCUGUCAUUUUAUAACGUCUUUUUUACCGUCCUUCCUCCAUUUGCCAUGGGCAUUUUUGACCAGUUCAUCUCCGCCCGACUUCUCGACAGAUAUCCGCAACUAUACCAACUUGGCCAGAAAGGUGUCUUUUUCAAAAUGCAUAGCUUCUGGUCUUGGAUUGGCAAUGGCUUCUAUCACUCUCUUCUCGCCUACUUCCUUUCACAGGCAAUCUUCCUCUAUGAUCUUCCUCUCUCAAACGGCAAAAUUGCUGGCCACUGGUUCUGGGGAACUGCACUGUACACAGCUGUCCUCGCCACAGUACUCGGAAAAGCUGCCCUAGUCACCAAUAUUUGGACCAAAUACACAGUCCUUGCCAUCCCGGGAUCGAUGAUAAUCUGGAUGGUCUUCCUACCUAUCUACGGCUUCACAGCCCCUAACAUCGGCUCCGGCUUUUCGACAGAAUACCUAGGUAUUAUCCCUAACCUCUUCCAGUCUCCUGUUUUCUGGCUCAUGGCCGUCGUCUUACCGGCCGUCUGCCUCGUGCGCGAUUUCGCUUGGAAGUACAUGAAGCGCAUGUAUUUUCCACAGGCGUAUCACCACGUGCAGGAAAUACAGAAAUAUAACGUGCAAGACUACAGACCGCGUAUGGAGCAGUUUCAGAAAGCGAUUCGUAAAGUGCGCCAGGUACAGCGGAAUCGGAAACAGAGGGGAUAUGCGUUUAGUCAGGCAGACGAGGGGGGACAGAUGCGGGUUGUUAAUGCUUAUGAUACCACUAGGUCUCGAGGGAGGUAUGGGGAGAUGGCGAGCUCGAGGCCCGUUGUAUGA
This is a messenger RNA of Paracoccidioides lutzii Pb01, 3573 nucleotides long. RefSeq lists its product as hypothetical. Gene Ontology annotation, biological process: intracellular protein transport; endocytic recycling; phospholipid translocation. Bases 1 to 3573 code for a protein of 1190 amino acids. Gene Ontology annotation, molecular function: ATP hydrolysis activity; magnesium ion binding; ATP binding. The transcript has 3 exons. Gene Ontology annotation, cellular component: plasma membrane. The record is from RefSeq and is a predicted model, not a curated record.